UUAACAGACGCUACCACAAGGAAGCAGAAGUUAAUAUUUAUGUUUUCGAAUGUAAACAUGGCAGGAGAGUCGGUAGGGAGUGAAGAGAACGAUGCUUCUCUUCAAAAUGCAAAUGUCAGGAAAAACAGAAGAGACUCAGGUAACACUGCUAAUGACAAGCCUGGUGCUCCAAAGUCCAUUAAAAGGAAGCGUGAUUCAUUAGAAGUGAUCGACGACGAUGUGGAUAUCAAACCUUCCAAAGAUCAACUACGAACUCAUCGCCUAUGUCCAUACUUAGACACUAUAAACCGACAAGUUCUGGAUUUUGACUUUGAAAAAUUAUGCUCUGUAUCCCUGUCAAGGAUCAAUGUCUAUGCUUGCCUGGUGUGUGGGAAAUAUUUUCAAGGCAGAGGGACAAACACACACGCAUAUACACAUAGUGUCGCUGAAAGCCAUCAUGUAUUUCUCAACCUUCAUACUUUGAAGUUUUACUGUCUACCAGACAACUAUGAAAUUAUAGAUUCCUCGCUUGAUGAUAUAAAAUAUGUCCUCAAUCCAACAUUUACUUCAGAACAGAUUAGUGCCAUGGACACUAGUGACAAAUUAUCAAGAGCAAUUGAUGGAACAAUGUAUAUUCCAGGGAUUGUAGGACUUAACAAUAUAAAAGCUAAUGACUACUGCAACGUUAUUUUGCAGGCAUUGUGUCAUGUAACGCCACUAAGAAAUUAUUUUCUACGUGAAAUUAAUUAUGCUCGUAUAAAGAGACCACCAGGAGACAGUUCAUUCUUACUGGUACAGAGGUUUGGAGAGCUUAUGCGAAAGCUGUGGAACCCUCGUAACUUUAAGGCACAUGUUUCUCCCCAUGAAAUGCUUCAAGCUGUUGUCCUGUGGAGUAAAAAGAAAUUUCAGUUUAUUGAGCAAGGUGACCCUAUAGACUUCCUGUCCUGGUUUCUAAAUGCAUUACACUUAGCUCUGAAUGGUACAAAGAAACCUGAUUCUUCCAUUGUGUAUCGCUCCUUUCUGGGAUCGAUGAGAAUUUACACCCGCAAGAUUCCACCCAUAGAGUUGGAAGAGGAGCAGAAGAGUGCUCUAUUGCUUACAGAUGAAUAUCAAGAGAAGGUGACAGAUUCACCAUUUCUUUAUCUAACAUGUGACCUGCCACCUCCACCUCUGUUCAAAGAUGAAUUUAGAGAGAACAUUAUUCCACAGGUGAACUUGUAUACAUUGCUCCAGAAAUUCAAUGCACAAACUGAGAAAGAGUAUAAGACAUACAAAGAGAAUUUUAUGAAGAGGUUUGAAAUUACUAAGCUGCCACCAUACCUCAUAUUAUAUAUCAAGAGGUUUACGAAAAACACAUUCUUCGUUGAAAAAAAUCCAACCAUAGUGAAUUUUCCAGUCAAGAAUGUUGAUUUUGGAGAUAUUCUUACUCCAGAAGUCAAGGAGAGAUAUAACAACACAAUAUAUGAUCUGGUGGCAAAUAUUGUGCAUGAUGGUGAACCAGGCAAAGGUACAUACAGAGUACAUGUGCUGCACAAGGGAAGUGGCAAGUGGUAUGAGAUGCAGGAUCUUCAUGUCACCGACAUACUUCCACAGAUGAUCACAUUGACCGAGGCGUAUAUUCAGAUAUAUGAGCUCAGGAAGGAUUUUAAAGAUGAUAUGAAGAUGGAGGUUGUAUGAUAUAAGGCAUCAAACACAGGCACAAUUCAUAAGUUUCCCAAGCAAGUACCUUACUGAAGAAUUCUUCAUGAGAGGGAAAUGACAUGCAGCAGUUGUUCAUUGAAAUGCUAGAGUGACUAAUGUAAAUAUUGUAUUUAUAACUGGGGUAAAAAUUCCCUGCUCCUCUUCUACAAAAUGUGCAGCAAAUGUCUGUUUUCACCGCCAUUCUCUAUCUUUAUUUAUGUCUCUUACCCAUGGGUAGACUGAUAAGUGAAACUACUCAAGGGACACAUCACGUCCAAUGCAGACACUCAAAUGCUGCCGUCAAAAGACCACUGUAUUAAAAUUAAAUAUUUUACUGUAAUUAAUUUUCUCAUAUAUCACUUGUUUUUCAUUUCCUACUUGGCUAUUUGAUUUCCAUUUUUUUCUAUUGUUUGUUUCUCUCCUUCAGUUCCAUGUAAAUACAACUAAAGGAUUGUACAGUUAUAUGUUAGGUUGUUAUGAUGGCUUUCUGAUUCAGUGAUUAAAUGUCUCUGCUGGAUCUAUCCACAAAUCUAGGGGUUGAUCUGCACUUGUGAUCAGAGUUUUUGUUGCCUCUGGAAUGCUUUGUUUAUGUGAAAAAUACUAAGUUGAAUAUGGUUCAGAUUACAUAUUCACUAUAACCAGCUGCUGUCUUGUGGAAGAGAAAGGCCCUGUAAGAGGGCCAUACACCGAUGUCUUAUGGCAUCAUAUUGUGAGGUAACUUGUUACUGAGGAGAAAAAGUGUUUGUUGCACAAUAGUGUGCAAUAAGGACAAUAUGUGACAUGAGUAUAAUAUGUGCUAUUAGUGCUAGAAUCUUUUGUAGACUGUUCUUUAAAGAGUUACAGAUACCAAAAACA
This is a messenger RNA of Schistocerca serialis cubense, 2514 nucleotides long. RefSeq names its product U4/U6.U5 tri-snRNP-associated protein 2 (gene Usp39). Bases 40 to 1656 code for a protein of 538 amino acids. The record is from RefSeq and is a predicted model, not a curated record. NCBI's taxonomy places the organism in Eukaryota, Metazoa, Arthropoda, Insecta, Orthoptera, Acrididae. Gene Ontology annotation, molecular function: zinc ion binding; cysteine-type deubiquitinase activity. Gene Ontology annotation, biological process: spliceosomal complex assembly; protein deubiquitination; mRNA processing. The transcript has 11 exons.